AGCUGGGAGUUCCAGAGCCAUGUCCUGGCUUUAGAGCGGCUGGAGAGCAGGAGACAGACGGCCGGCGCUUGCAGUCUCUGGAAAAGAAAUCCAGAGCAGAGGAGGCCUUAGAACUGGGAUAGGAGCGAUGAGCGUGGAUCUGAGGACUCUCACAAAGCUUCUUGCUUUGUAAGGGCGCAAGGCAGAACAGAGAUCCAGGUGGUACUGCUCGGCUGAUCUAUACACUGAGAGAAUUAGCAAACUGUCUACAUUCACAAAGGAAAAGUGAAUUACUCAGGUCUUCAGGUCUGGAAGAGGUAAUACCGUGGAACAAAACAAGGCCAGAACAAGAGAAGGAGGGAGGUGGAGUGGAAAAGCAGAGCAGCCAUGAGGCUAGAAGCAUGGAACCUGGCCAUUAUGCUCUCCCUCUGCCUCACACCCCUGAGCAGAUGUGGCUCGGGCAACGAGCCCUUGUUGUCCCGGCGGCGCCGGGCACCGGCUGACGAUGUCAAAAGGUGCUCGUACACAUUCCUGGUCCCCCAGCAGAAGAUCACAGGACCUAUCUGUGCCUCGGCUACGGGGCCCGAGCCAGACAAAGAUCGCGUAACGCGCAUGGACAUCUCUGACCUGAAGGACGUUCUGUCCAAACAGCGUCGUGAGAUCGAGACAUUGCAGCUGGUCUCUGAUGUGGACAGCAACCUGGUGAACGAGAUGAAGCUCCUGCGCAAGGAGUCCCGCAACAUGAACUCCCGGGUCACGCAGCUCUACAUGCAGCUGCUGCAUGAGAUCAUCCGCAAGCGUGACAACUCGCUGGAGCUGGCGCAGCUGGAGAACCGGGUGCUCAACGUCACGUCCGAGAUGCUGCGUCUCGCUUCGCGCUACAAGGAAAUGGAGAUGCGCUUUGCUAUACUGGCCUCCACUGUUAACAACCAGUCGGUACUGAUCACCAUGCUGGAGGAGCAGUGCAUGCGUGGGUACGGACGUCAUGACCUGCCUCCUGUGCCACCGCUGGUGCAAGUGGUGCCUGAGGCCAUCCCAGUCAACACCAACCGAUUCACUAAUGAGAUUCAGAGGGACCACAGCAAUCGAGCCUUCCCUCGCGGCUCGCGCGACUCGCCACCCACCGCUGAUCCUUUGGACAUUCCACCAGCGCCACAAGGCACACUCACCACUGAUGGACCAUUCCGAGACUGUUAUCAGGUCCGCCAGGCAGGGCACAGCACCAGUGGGAUGUAUCUUUUACAGACAGAUGGUAAUGACAGGCUUAUUCAGGCCUGGUGUGAUCAGGGAUUGGACAACGGAGGUUGGACUGUCUUACAGAGAAGAAAAGACGGCUCAGUCAACUUCUUCAGGAACUGGGAGAACUACAAGAAAGGCUUUGGGAACAUAGACAGCGAGUACUGGCUGGGACUGGAGAACAUCUACAUCUUGGCCAAGCAGGGUGACUACAGACUGAUGGUGGAGCUGGAGGACUGGGUGGGAAAGAAGGUCUACGCUGAAUACAGCAGUUUUCGGCUGGAGUCCGAGAGCGAGGGCUACCGCAUACGCCUUGGCACCUACCAGGGUAAUGCUGGAGACUCGCUAACCAGUCACAAUGGCAAGCCCUUUACUACGCUGGACCGUGACAAGGACGCCUUCACAGGAGGCAACUGUGCUCACUUCCACAAAGGAGGCUGGUGGUAUAACGCAUGCGGGCAGACCAAUCUGAAUGGCGUGUGGUAUUCUGGUGGUGUGUACAGAAGCAAGUUUCAGGAUGGGAUCUUCUGGGCUGAAUACGGAGGAGGCUUUUAUUCACUCAAGUCCGUCCGCAUGAUGAUUCGGCCGAUCGACUGAGACAUACUUCUCGCCUCUUUACCACUUUUAAUAUAACCUGUUUAUUUUGUAAAAUAUUAA
Molecule: messenger RNA, 1872 nt
Organism: Trichomycterus rosablanca
Lineage: Eukaryota; Metazoa; Chordata; Actinopteri; Siluriformes; Trichomycteridae
Gene: angptl1a
Product: angiopoietin-like 1a
Exons: 5
Coding region: 367-1812 (481 amino acids)
Biological process (GO): cell surface receptor protein tyrosine kinase signaling pathway
Source: RefSeq, a predicted model, not a curated record